AUGAGACUUCCCAUCCAACUCUCGUCGGAGGAAAUCUUAGAAGUCGAUCUCGAGUAUGAAAAGCUUGAAAAGCAUUGUUUCCUAUGCUUCUCUCUCUGUCAUGAGAAAGAAAAUUGCCCUUCCAAUAGGGAAAAAGCUAUCACGCAAGACAUCUCUCAAGGCAUCAGUCAACAAAAUACGCUGAGGAAAUUGGAAGAGCAUCAUCGCAAGCAUGAUGCUAGAAAAUCAAAUUCUCUACACUCCAGAGAUAGAGAUUGGGAUUCUAGAGAACUACGCCAUAAUCAGAGGUCGGUUUACUCGAGACUACAGGAACCAGAGAGGAGUCGUUACCCCCACUUAGAAGUAUCAAGAUCUUUCAACUCCAGAGAUAGAGACCAGAGGUAUCAAGGGGAACAGCGAGGUGAUCGAGGUCGUCUUCCUGUCAGGGACCAAUCCUCCCAUCACAGCUACCCAUCACACCACCGUUCUCCAACUAGGAGAGCUUCUAGGGGUCCUUCCCCUUCUCAUAGAAGUGGGGAGGAUCGAAGGAAUAUUUCAAUGAGUCAGAAAUCCCAAAGCUCAAGAACACCUCCACCAAGACCUCCCAGAGAGGAAAUGAUAUUACCGGUGGCCCAGGAACAAGGUGAAGUGAUCAGUCAUUCUCGUGAAAGAAUCUCGGCGCUGGCGAGAAUAGAAGAAGGCAAUAACCACUCCUCAGGCAGAAUCCCAGCCUUGGAAAGACUCGAACCUCCCGUAGAGAACAAUAACCCCUCUGCUGGCAGGGUCUCUGCUUUGGAAAGAAUAGAAGCCCCUACACAAGAACCACAAAGAACAACAGGUCUCUCUACCUCUCUCCUUGCAAGACUCCAAGAUGUGGAAGUGUGA
This is a messenger RNA of Brassica napus (rape), 864 nucleotides long. RefSeq names its product serine/arginine repetitive matrix protein 2-like. The coding region runs from base 1 to 864 and encodes 287 amino acids. Lineage: Eukaryota; Viridiplantae; Streptophyta; Magnoliopsida; Brassicales; Brassicaceae. The transcript has a single exon. The record is from RefSeq and is a predicted model, not a curated record.